UAAUCUGGAGACAAGUGUGUUCGUGUUCUUCUGAUAUUCAAGGAGAAGCAAUUAUUUGAGUGACCGUAGUGCGCUUCCAUAACAACUUCACGGCGUACGGCAGCCAUAUUGAGUUUUUAAGUCAAGGAAAUCUUGUGCAACGCUCACACUAUUCCUCAUUCACCAAGGUCAAGCAGCACUGGAUGUGGGAGGAUCUCUAACACAUGGGACUGUUGCGCGGGUGUGCAAAAGCUGAGACAUGGCUGGACUUAUAAACUUUGAAGAUGAAAAUGAAGUAAAGCAGUUUUUGGAUAACUUGGGAGUGGAAUACAGUUUUCAGUGCUACAAAGAGAAGGACCCUGAAGGGUGCCAAAGGCUUGCCGACUAUUUGGAAGGAGUGAAGAAAAACUAUGAUUCUGCAGCACAUGUACUCAAACACAAUUGUGAGACUAAUGGACAUGGAGAGAGCUGCUAUAAACUGGGAGCUUACCAUGUCACAGGCAAAGGUGGAGUUACAGAGUGUCUGAAGACGGCUUACUCCUGCUUUUUGCGCUCCUGCAACACUGGUGGAAAGAAGUCUGUAGAUGCCUGCCAUAACGUUGGUCUGUUGAGCCAUGAUGGGCGAGCCAUGGAGGGAGGGCCCGACCUAGCAGUAGCUCGACAGUACUAUGAGAAAGCCUGUAAUGGCGGCUUUGCUCCCUCCUGCUUUAACCUCAGUGCCUUGUUCAUUGAGGGCAAUUCUAAAGGCAUGGCACCAAAUAUGACUCUGGCUUUAAAAUAUGCCAACAAGGCUUGUGAGCUGGGACAUGUGUGGGGCUGCGCCAAUGCAAGCCGGAUGUACAAACUCGGGGACGGUACAGAGAAGGAUGAGAAUAAGGCAGAGGAGCUGAAGAAUCGAGCAAGACAGCUGCAUGGUUUAGAAAAGGAGCGGCAGCUUAAAUUUGGGGAGUGAUAAACUUGAAUAAAUAAUCACUGUUUGGUUCAUUUUGAUGUUUUGUUUGCUUGAUCAAACAAAACCUAAAAAGGACCUCAGCGAUUCAAAGGUUGGUGAUGUAUUAGUUUUAAAGUAAUAUGAUGAAGUGUUUUGCCUGUAAAUGGUAAGAAUUUGGAACAGGCUUUUAUUUGUAGUGCUUCAAAAAGGUAAACGCAAUAAAUUAAUCUCAAACGA
Melanotaenia boesemani (Boeseman's rainbowfish) is the source of this 1147-nucleotide messenger RNA. RefSeq names its product cytochrome c oxidase assembly factor 7. Lineage: Eukaryota; Metazoa; Chordata; Actinopteri; Atheriniformes; Melanotaeniidae. The transcript is spliced from 3 exons. Bases 239 to 931 code for a protein of 230 amino acids. Gene Ontology annotation, cellular component: mitochondrial intermembrane space. Gene Ontology annotation, molecular function: protein binding. The record is from RefSeq and is a predicted model, not a curated record.